Molecule: messenger RNA, 2685 nt
Organism: Erigeron canadensis
Lineage: Eukaryota; Viridiplantae; Streptophyta; Magnoliopsida; Asterales; Asteraceae
Exons: 9
Coding region: 1-2685 (894 amino acids)
Source: RefSeq, a predicted model, not a curated record
AUGAAGGCUCUAAACAAUGGUUCAGGUAUCAGUUCCACUUUUGAUUUUGGUAGUUCAAGCAACAGCAACGUAACACCUCAUUCUGGUACUUACCAAGCUACUACUACCCCUUGUUCAAUGAUCAACAAUGGUACACAAACGAAUCUUAAUUAUGCUAUGAAUGCAUUUAACAAUCCAAUAUCAAUGUGUUCUUCCAGAAGUAAUUUGCCAAGUUCCAUUGAUCCUCUAGUUCCUUCCACAUCAAAAACAACCACCUCUGUUGGACCUAAAUCAUGUAGCAACAAAGGAAAGCAGAAAUCGAAAACCUCAAAUAAACAAGCUAAGGCGCCUGUAAGAAAUGUAAAUAAUCUUCACAAACAAAAAUCUCAAGUUUUAAAUAAUAUUCAGAUUCCCAGAAUAGAUGUGGAGAUUAAUGAUGAUAUGUUGGAUGAUUCAUAUGACAAAAGGAAAGGUCUUUCAUUAGCUUAUAAAGAUCAUGGAGAUCAAAUAUACGAAUGCUCAAAGUGUCAUGCACUGCUUUGGGAAGCAGAAAUGUUAAGGGGUAAUCAGAAUGGCAAGAAAACUGUGUAUAGUUUUUGUUGCAAAGGUGGUGAUGUGGAGCUACCACCAGUUGUGAAACCUCCACCUGUGUUGUACAAUUUGUUUUCGAGCAAGAAUCCGAUUGCCAAUAAUUUCAUGAAACAUAUAAGAGCAUAUAACAUGAUGUUUUCAUUCACAUCUAUGGGAGGUAAAGUAAAUCAAGGUUCUUUAAAAGGAAGAGGACCUUAUGUCUUCAGAUUACAAGGUCAAAAUUAUCACCGAAUGGGUAGUCUGCUACUUGCGCCAGGUGAUCAACCAAAAUUCUCCCAACUUUAUAUAUUUGAUUCUAAAAAUGAGGAGGCGAAUAGAGAAAGAGCUAUUAGGAUGGUAAGAGAUUGUGUUAAAGACAAUGAAUUGCAAAAUGUAAGUCUAAAACUUAUUGCCAACAGAAAUAAAGAUGGUCGAGUUUACAAUUUGCCAACAACUUCUGAAGUUGCUGGAUUAAUAAUCGGUGACAUAGAUUCAGUACGUGAUUCAUGGGACAUUAUUUUGAGAAAGCAGUCUGGUGGUCUUCAAAGGAUAAGUGAAUUGCAUCCUUCAUAUCUAGCUCUUCAAUAUCCACUCCUCUUUCCCUUUGGAGAAGAUGGUUUUCGGCUAGGUAUCAAGCACAGAGGCAUCGCACAAGAUUCACAGAAAAAAAGAACAAAACUUACUAUGAGGGAAUACUUUGUUACACAAUACAAGACAGACCUGGGGAGUACUCAUUGUUACUUCAUGCAUAAUUUGACAACAAAUAUAGAGAAUGGAACCACAGAUGCCGCAUCGACUGGUAAAUGUAUACUACUUCCUUCUUCUUUUACCGGUGGGAGCAGGUACAUGAUGCAAAAGUACUUAGAUGCAAUGGCUAUAUGCAAGUCAGUCGGCUAUCCAGAUUUGUUCAUUACGAUUACAUGUAAUCCCAAUUGGCCCGAGAUUUACCGUUGUUUAGUUGAUAAAAAUCUCACACCCGAAGACAGGCCGGAUAUACUUGCUAGAAUGUUCAAGAUAAAAUUGGAUGAAAUUAUAAAAGACUUUGUGAAAGAGCAGUUCUUUGGUCCCGUACAAGCAGUUAUUUACACAGUGGAGUUUCAAAAAAGAGGCCUUCCUCAUGCUCAUAUUUGUUUGUUCUUAGUGGCCUCAAACAAAUUUCCACGUGCAACUGAUGUAGAUAAAUACAUUAGUGCUGAAAUACCAAACGAAAAAGAAGAUCCAGAAUUGUAUGUGCUUGUCAAGCAAUUCAUGAUGCAUGGACCUUGUAGAGUUGAUAAUCCCGACUGUCCAUGUCUGGUUAAAGGAAAAUGUACAAAGAAUUUCUCUAAGAAAUGGAAGGAUGAAACUGCUGUGGAUUCAGAAGGGUAUCCUGUAUAUAGACGUCGAAAUAAUGGGAAUACCAUUGAAAAAAAUGGUAAGACUCUUGAUAAUGGAAUGGUUGUCCCUUAUAAUGCUACGCUUCUGCGAAGAUACCAGUGCCACAUUAAUGUGGAAUGGUACGUUUCUGCUUCUGAAGCAUGUUGGAUAAUUUUCGGAUUUGAUAUUCAUUACAGACAUCCUCGUGUGGAAAUCUUUCCAUUUCACAAAGCAAAUGAACAAAGCAUAGUUUAUGAUGAUGAAGCACAACUAUGUGAUGCGGUUUCGAAUCCAACAGUCAAACGUUCAAUGUUCCUGGAAUGGAUGAAAUUAAAUGCGGAAGAUAAGUUUGCCAGAACAUUGAAAUAUGUGCAAAUUCCUCAGUUUUAUGCUUGGAUACGUAAGACUAGGAAAUGGCAACGAAGAACUGUGGAAGGACAUGGUUCUAUAGGGAGGAUAUCCUAUGUCCCUCCAUCCCUUGGUGAUGUAUACUAUUUGAGAAUCCUCCUCAAUCAUGUUGUUGGACCUCAAUCAUUUGAUGCACUCCUUACUGUCAAUGGACGUAAAUGUAAAAGUUACAAAGAAGCAUGUUUCAAGUUGGGCCUUCUAGAUGAUGACAAAGAAUAUGUUAAUGCAAUUUUGGAAGCAUCUCAUUGGGCAAGUGCAUCGUAUCUCAGGACUUUCUUUGUCCAAUUACUACUUUCAUCCUCUGUAGCCCGACCAGAUGAUUUGUGGAAGAAAACAUGCAAAGUUCUAAGUGAAGAUAUCUUACACAUGUAA